Messenger RNA from Lathyrus oleraceus (garden pea), 685 nucleotides. RefSeq lists its product as uncharacterized. Gene Ontology annotation, molecular function: cysteine-type peptidase activity. NCBI's taxonomy places the organism in Eukaryota, Viridiplantae, Streptophyta, Magnoliopsida, Fabales, Fabaceae. The record is from RefSeq and is a predicted model, not a curated record. The transcript has 5 exons. Gene Ontology annotation, biological process: proteolysis. The coding region runs from base 20 to 685 and encodes 221 amino acids.
CCUCAGGACAUUUCUAGAGAUGACCGAUAUACCGACCGGAGGUGUUCGGACCCUACAUAUGGAGGUAGGGAUUUUCGGCUUUGAUUACGACCAAAUGAUUGGUAAUGAAGACUUCAUGCAAGUUUUUAGUCAUGAAGAAAUCGGCGUCAACGUUGUCAAUACAUAUAUUAGGUUUUUGUAUGACAAAUUGAUGCGCCCCAAUGGUUUGGACGUGUCAUUCGGAUUCUUAGCACCCGCGACCGUCAACUUAGUUUUAAUCUUAAAUAGACCGGAUACCGUGACGGAGUACGUUCUUCGGAUCCUCAUGGACAAUAAAGAUGCGGAGAAGUUGUUUUUUAUACCGUUUAAUACCGGUGGACAUUGGUUGUUGCUCGCAAUCAAUCCUAUCCGAGAAAUUGUGUAUUAUCUUGACUCGUUAGGAAAUGAUUGGACAACAUACCCGGAUAUGAAGGUCCUAAUUGACACCGUCCUACAAGCUUUUCGGGCCCAACGAGUUAUCCAAACCUCAAGGAGGGAAUGUAGUGCAAUUUGUAGAAUUAAGUUUCGUCAAGAUUUGAGAGAGAAAUCUCGUUUUGAACUUUUGAUGUCAAAUCUUUUUGUGCUCGAUUCGUCCAACACAGUAGGAUUUAGACAAUUUCGUUUGCAUAUUGUUAAUCUACGUUGGAAGACGAAGACAACGGUAUAA